Molecule: messenger RNA, 2493 nt
Organism: Monopterus albus (swamp eel)
Lineage: Eukaryota; Metazoa; Chordata; Actinopteri; Synbranchiformes; Synbranchidae
Gene: gpr82
Product: G protein-coupled receptor 82
Exons: 4
Coding region: 432-1652 (406 amino acids)
Biological process (GO): G protein-coupled receptor signaling pathway
Cellular component (GO): membrane
Molecular function (GO): G protein-coupled receptor activity
Source: RefSeq, a predicted model, not a curated record
ACAGGGUGAAGACACUGCUGCUCAACAGCCAGAGGAUCACUGGGUGUCACUGCUCUCUAGCUGGAGGUGUAUACACAUAUGUGAAGACAAUAACAAACUGAUGCAGAGCACUGCUGUCGACACACGCCACACUUCAUGUAUGUUUUCCUUAUAUAAGCAAGUGCACAUUACCACAACUUCUGUAAAUGGUUUUCUGCUCUCGUGCCACUGUGCACCACACACGGCUCAUCACUGGGUCUGCUUAUUAAGGAAGCUAAAACAGACAUAAGAUGUAGGAACAGCACGCCCACUGACUAACAGGAGGCCAGCUCUGCAACAUUUACCAGAAACCUCCAGUCCAAUGACAAGCAGGAACUUAGAGCGGAACUUUGUGUCAAGUUGCUAAGUGCCGUUUUCCCCCUCGUCUCUCAGCGUCUGCUGUUGCUGUGCCCAUGGAUGACCUCAUCAGAGCUUCUGUCAGUGAGCAGAUGGAGAACACAGCGCACACUCCUCCAGCAGACAACACCUCCUGCUCCUCCUCUUCUCUCUACCUCUGCCCCACGGCUGCCACUCUCUUCUUCCUCCCUGCCGUCUACACACUCCUCUUCCUCACCGCUCUCCCGGGCAAUGCGCUGUCUUUAUGGGUGUUCCUGCGGUAUAUCUCUAUCAUCACCCCCACCCACGUUUAUCUGUCCCACCUGAGCGUCUCCAACCUGUUGCUGUCGCUCACCACACCCUUCCUUGCGGCCUACUACAUCUGGGGUUCUGUCUGGACAACGGGUGGCGUGCUGUGUCAGCUGGUCCUGCACGGCAUCACCCCAGUUCUCCACAUUAACAUCUACAUAAGCCUCAUGAUCCUCACCUGGGUGGCACUCAGCCGUUUCGCAGCCCUCAUCCAGCACACCCACGCCUCCAGGCCAAGCACUUGCACAACCCUGCUCCCUCGAGCCUUCUUCACCCUUCUUACCAAGGCGCCUUUUGCCAGCAGGGUGUGUACCAUAAUGUGGGUGGUGGCAGUGGGGGGCAUCGUGCCAGUGACCGUUUAUUACUCAGUGCAGGAAGCCGGCGGGGAUGGAGGGUGUGUGAAGGUGUGCUACAACCCUGCGGUGGAAAUAGGAGGCCAGCUCUCUGCAACGUUCGUAGUGCUUCCUAUAACCACUUUCUUUGUGCUUUACCUGCUGGUGCUGCUGUCCUACAUGACAGUGCUGAGACACAUCAGACGCUCCCGCCGCAGCACAAGCAUCACCACAUCCCAAAGCCUGCUGAGCAGCGUGUUCCGUAACAUUGUGGUGAUCCAGAUUGUUCUUUCAGUUUGUCUGCUGCCACACCAUCUCUUCAAACCCAUCUUCAUUUCUCUGGCCCAUUAUCAACGUCAGCUGACAAGUUCACCUGACUCCACCAACUGCCAUCCUCUCUCCACCCUUGUCGAGCUGAAGAACUGUCUGCUUCUAUUGGCUGCACUGAGAGGUUCAACUGACCCUGUCAUGUAUUUCCUGUUAGACCAGACCUUUCGCCACCAGACCCUUGCUCUUUUAGGAUGCAAGCGGAAUAACUCUGGAGGCAGAGCAGCGUACCGGUCAGUCACAGGCAGUGCCAGUCAAAAGGCUGGACAGUCGGUGGAGGGACAUGUGGCUGAUGCUCCUGGGAAUCUAAGUCAUGACCGUGGUUUGUAGCUACUCAAAGAUGCUUGGUGUUUAAAAUUAAAUGCAUGUGUGUCAAGACGUGGGCAGCUCAGACAAAAUUAUGCUAGUAAGUCAGAGUACUGUUACUCAAAUAGAAGUAAAUAUAGCUGUUGAGUUGCCAAACAAAAGCAUCUACAGAAACAAAUGCCAUUGUUUCAACCAUAAAUGGUAAAGAAGUGAACAUCCGUCUGUACUUAUAGUUGGUUGGUGAUGAUGUCAUCUAUUGGUCAGGUAAUCUAAUACACUGUAAACACACCAGGAUGUCUCAUUAAUACUAUACUAGGUACACCAAUAAGUCAAUCUCUUUAGAUUGUGUCUUUCCUUGUUGCCUCCUGUAUGAUUUGGCAAAUAAAUCAGCACAUCCAACAUGCAUGGCCCAGUUCUACUGCGCUAUGUCAGAAUGUAAAUAUGAGUGUGACAUGAUGAUGCCCAUAAAUGGCCAGUGGGGACCACAAGUCCCAGCUUCCACCCACAUGUAUCGUCUGUUAGAUAAAUCUGGAGUUGCUUCGUUUGGAGAAACAGCCGGUGGAGAUAAUUUCCCCACGCAAGCCAAUAAACCAUUGUGGAAGAAGGGAUCACAACAAGAUGAUGUAAACUAAAGGAGCACAAGUCAAUUCUCAAACAGUAGGAAAAACAUAUAAAUAGGGUGUAAACAUGGUGUUUGUUUGUUAAUCUGAGGAAUGCUACAGUCUCCUCAUGGCUCCAGACAGAUCUCUUUAUCAUUGCUUUACUCACAUGCUUCAUGUAUGCCACACUUCAUUACUGAAUUCUGUUCCCAUUGUCUUCAUUGAUACACCAACGUUUCUACCAAUUGUAAAAACCUUUUCAGGUU